AUGACAGGGGAAUCUCUCAGUUUGCUAUCCCCUGAAGACCAAUAUCGGAUUGAAUCAGUUCUUGAUUACAUUGAAGAUAUUGAUCUUCGACGAUGGAGAUUACCAGAUAUCAAGGCAUUCAGCUUCGGUCUCAAGGACUGGCGCUCGAGGAUCAACUGCAUCACCAAUCCUUACAUGUACGAACAGUUGUUAAGAAUAAGUUCAGCGGAUCUCAUUGCUUAUGGGAAUUCGUAUUUUUCAUCUCGGCUUGUGGAAGCAAAGAAACUGCUGAAGCUGAAUAAAGCUAUCAGGAUCAGAUUGGGAAGAGGGCUCUAUGGAGAGUGCCUGGGAAUGCGCGCAGAUGGUAACCAUCAACUAAGCGAUGAACUUGGCAAGCUACUUAGUCUACAAAGUGCUGCAGCUGGUUUGAGAAUUGCUGAUAGUGAUUUCGUAAAACAUCUCAGGCCAAUAGGAGCUGUGACAUUCAUGCAGCGGAAUAAUCUCAAAAUGUGCUUGAGAAGUACCGACGAUGUAACGGAUACAUCUGAAGUUGCUAAGGCUUAUGGAGGAGGUGGAACUUCUUGUUCAAGCUCGUUUAUCAUAAGAAUGGAUGAAUAUAAUCAGUGGAUUGCGAGGAAUCGAACAUGA
Messenger RNA from Thlaspi arvense, 627 nucleotides. Lineage: Eukaryota; Viridiplantae; Streptophyta; Magnoliopsida; Brassicales; Brassicaceae. The record is from the annotation of a GenBank genome assembly.